CACACUCAACUCUUUCCCCUCUCCAAUUAUCAUUCUAAAGAAUCACACUUCUAUCUUUCUAUCUCUCUUUAUCUCAAAAUCUUUCACAAAAUAACUCUCUUUCCCCCCUCUUUCAUGCUAUAGUAUCACACUUUUAUCUCUCUCAUUCAGUCAAGCAAUUUCACAAACACAUGGUACUCACAAUCUAGCACCAUUUCAAACCCAUCAAAAUCCCAACACCCAGAAAGAAAAUCCAUCAACCCAUUUCUCCAACUUCAAUUUUCUCUUCAUCUUCACAACAAAAAUCACUUUUUCCAAUGGCCCUCGAAACUUUACUCUCAAGACUCAAAACCGCAUUUUCACACAGCUUCGACUCAGUUCGACCCUCUAACAAAACGACACACUCGUCCAUCUCAAACCCAAAACGCAUCGCCGUUUUAGCCUUCGAAGUCGCCGGAGUGAUGUCGAAGCUUCUACAUCUCUGGCAAUCCCUCUCCGACGCAAACAUUGUUCGUCUUCAAAACGACGUCGUUUCACUCGAAGGCGUUUUGAAAUUAGUCACAAACGACAAGCCGUUUCUCAUCAAACUCGCCGCUGCUGAGUUUGCCGACUCGCUCCGACUCGUUGCUGACUCGGUCUCUCGACUCAGUAUGAACUGCAGUAACUCCACACUCAGAUCCUUCCACCGAGUUUUCACUGAGUUCGCUGACUCGGGCUUCGACUCACUCUGUUGGACUCUCACAACCCUAAAAGAAAUUGAAUCCAAACACAGAAGAAUGGAACGUUACGUGUCCCUCACGUUAACUCUUCAUAAAGAAAUCGACGAGCUUUCACUUUUACAAAGCGCGUUGAGAAAAGCACUUCUGAACAACAACAGCAGCAACAAAAACAGCAAAGCCAAAAUCAGUGACCUUGAACAAAAGAUUUUCUGGCAGAAACAAGAGGUAAAGAAUCUCAAAGAAAAAUCAUUAUGGAACAAAGGUUUUGAUAAUGUUGUUCUGUUAUUAACUAGGUUUGUCUUCACUUUGUUAGCAAGAAUUAAGGUUGUUUUUGGAAUUGGAAAUGGACACAAUUUACCUUAUUUAUCGCGAAGUUUAUCAGCUUCUGCUGUUGUUUAUCCUUCUGAUCAUCAAAAAGUUGAAAGCUUUGUAUCUGGGCCAUUGAAAAGUUUCAAUCUUGAUGAGAGAAAUGUGGAUAUUGUAAAUGGGUUCUUUGAGUCAAAUUGUGAAGUUUUGAAACCACCACAAGGUAGUUUAGGUGAUUCAGCUUUAUCAUUACAUUAUGCUAAUCUGAUUAUUGUAAUGGAAAAGAUGAUUAAAUCACCUCAAUUAGUUGGUGUUGAUGCAAGAGAUGAUUUAUAUACUAUGUUACCGAAUAGUAUAAGAUCGUCGUUGAGAUUAAGGUUAAAAGGGUCGAUUGGAUUUUGUGCUUGUGAUCCUUUAUUGGCUUCUGAAUGGAGAAAUGCUUUGGGAAGGAUACUCUGUUGGUUGUUACCUUUGGCACAAAACAUGAUUAGGUGGCAAAGUGAAAGGAGUCUUGAAGAGAAGAGUUUGGUUCCUAAGAAAUCGAAUGUGUUGCUUUUGCAAACUUUGUUUUUUGCUGAUAAGGUGAAGACAGAAGCUGCUAUAACCGAGUUGCUUGUUGGUUUGAAUUAUAUUUGGAAGUUUGAGAGGGAAAUGACUGCUAAGGCUUUGUUUGAAUGCAACAAUGAUUUCAAUGGGUUUUUGAGUUUGAACAAACCUAAAUAAGUGCUUGUUUGUUCUUCGGGUGAUAUUAGCGCAGACUUGCACUGAGAGGUUGAUGGUGUAAAUGACAUUGCGGCGAGAGAUUUGAAUUCAGAUCAUUGUGAUUAUUUUGCUACUAAGAUAGAAGUUUGUAUAUGGAAUAUAGAUGUAUGUAAAGAUGUAUGAGUCUUGAGCAAAAUCUACAAUGAAAUGCAGGCUGUUUUUUCAAGAUUCAUGUUUUUCUAUAUUCUCAUGUAGAAAUAUUGCAACUUUUCUGGUA
Vicia villosa (hairy vetch) is the source of this 1983-nucleotide messenger RNA. Its product is annotated as protein PSK SIMULATOR 1-like. The coding region runs from base 297 to 1727 and encodes 476 amino acids. Lineage: Eukaryota; Viridiplantae; Streptophyta; Magnoliopsida; Fabales; Fabaceae. The transcript has a single exon. The record is from RefSeq and is a predicted model, not a curated record. Gene Ontology annotation, biological process: positive regulation of growth.